CGAAAAUGUUCCCUCGGUUAAAUUAAAAGAAUUAGGUACGCUAUCCCACCCAUUACACACCCUCUCCCUCCGGUAGGGUUCUUCUCUUCUCUCGCAAUCCAAACCCAUAACACAUCCUCUUCCUCCGGUAGGGUUCUGCUCUUCUCUCUCAAUCCAAAUCCAUUCCAUCUUCAAUCUCCGCCAUCACCUAAUCUCUGUGCAAUUCCGCACACACUACUCCGCAAAGCGCGUUCAAGUUCCCUUCUUCAUCGUUCGCGUUUUUCUCUUUCUUCAUGGAUGAGUUUGGUGCCGCUGCUCCGAACACUGAAGAUCACAAACAAUUCGGACACGCUUUCAAAGUUACAACAAUCGCUUCGUUCUUGUUCCGCGUUCUUUGAUUCAGUUUGUGCAUGUAGAUCUAGUCUUGCUCAGGAGUUUGAUCACCAAAAAAAAGACGGGGAAAUUAAAUUACUUGCUCUGCAUUUCAAGUUCUGUUUUUUUUAAUACCUCUACUUCACAGCAACAGAAUGAGUUUUCGUAAGAAGGUGUAUUUGAUGCAUCACAAUAUGCAUUCUUUGGUAAAGAUGUUGCUGAGGAAGUUGAGUUGAGGGGGUUAGAAGAUGAAGAUGACUAUAAGGCUAUGCCUGCUGCUGAGUUCAAGGAGGAAGAUUUCUUACUCAAUAAAGAAGAGGCAGUGGAUGUAAGAUCUCUUUCCGAUAUUGAUGAUCUCACUACCACUUUUUUAAAGUUGAACAAGGCUGUUAGUGGACCAAGAAGUCCAGGAGUUAUUGGUGAACGGGGAUCAAGAGAAAAUUUUACAGAUUCCUCUGCUUCUGAAUGGUCACAAAGGGAUGACAUUCCCUACUGGUUUGAUCAGCAUGCUUACGACCCUGAAGGGCAAGGCUUUCAGGAUGGAAAAAGAUGGUCAUCACAUCCCCAUUCUUCUCUAACUCAGCUACAUGACUCAAGGCCCUUGUACAGAACAUCUUCAUAUCCUGAGCAGCAACGACAGCUGCAACACCAACUUCAACAUUGCUCUAGUGAACCUGUUUCAAACUGGUUUGAUCAGCAUUUUAAUGAUAGUGAAACUACUGAGGAUGGAAAGAGAUGGUCAUCACAGCCACAUUCCUCCAUUGCCCACUUACAAGAAUCAAAGCCCUUGUAUAGAACAUCAUCAUAUCCUGACAAGCGACAGGAGCUUACUCGUUUUUCUAGUGAACCUAUUUUGGUACCAAAAUCUUCAUAUACUUCCUAUCCUCCCCCUGGUGGUAGGUCCCAACAGUCUUCUCCAAAUCACAGUACAGGUCGUUUGAACAUUCCCUUUCAUGCUGGAGGAGAUCACAUGGCUUUGCCAUCUCAAAAUCAUUCUCAUUUGUUCAAUUCUGCUCUACAGUUGAGUGGAUCGAAACAUGAGUCACUUUUUAGUGGAAAGGUGGGUCAAUUUACUGCCGGCUCCCAUCUAAAUUAUCAAAUGCAGAAUCCCUGGGUCAACCAAUCAGGGUUGUAUUCUGGAGAUCAUCCAAACCUCCUCAGUAAUAUGUUGCAGCAACAAUUACACCAUCGUAGUGGAUCAUUAUCACCUCAUUUGUUGACCCAAUUGCAGCAACAGCAGCAUAGAUUGCAUCAUCCCAUUCUGCAAUCAGGAAGCUACAUGUCAGGUUUCCAAUCCCAUUUAAUUAACCCUCAACUUUCUUCUGGAUCAUCCAUGGUUAGCAAAUAUGAACAUAUGCUUGGUCUUGCUGAUGUUAGAGAACCCAGACCAAAAUCAACUCAUAAGGGUAAACAGAGUCAUCGUGUCUUUCAACAGGGUUCCGAUGCAAGUAGCCAGAAGAAUGAAAGUGGUUCAUUACACUUUAGGUCCAAGUAUAUGACUAGUGAUGAAAUUGAGAGUAUUCUUAAAAUGCAGCUAGCUGUGACUCAUUGUAAUGAUCCCUAUGUUGAUGACUAUUAUCACCUAGCUUGUCUUUCUAAAAAAACUGGUGCUAAGUUGAAAAAAUCAUUUUGCCCAACCCAAAUAAAGGAACUUCCUUCUCGAGCCCGCUCCAAUACAGACUCCCAUGGUUUUCUUCAGGUGGAUGCUUUAGGGAGGGUUUCAUUCCUGGCUAUUCGCCGGCCUCAUGCUCUGCUUGAAGUUGAUCCGUCAAACAGUGGUAUCUCUGAGCGAAAUAUUUCUGAGAAGGCCCUUGAGCAGGAGCCUCUGUUUGCAGCCAGAGUGACAAUUGAGGAUGGUCUAUGUCUUGUUCUUGAUGUAGAGGAUAUUGAUCGUUUUCUACAGUGUAAUCAACUGCAAGAUGGUGGAACUCAAUUAAGACGAAGACGGAAGGUCCUUUUGGAAGGACUAGCAACAUCACUCCAACUUGUUGACCCACUGGGAAAGAAUGGACACAAAGUUGGGUUUGGUGCUAAGGAUGAUGUUGUUUUCUUACGAUUAGUAUCUAUAGCCAAAGGGCGUAAACUCCUAGCAAAGUAUCUUCAGUUACUUGUUCCUGGUAGUGAGCUUAUGCGGAUAGUCUGCAUGGCCAUUUUCCGUCAUUUGAGACUCUUAUUUGGUGGUCUGCCCUCUGAUCCAGCAGCUGCAGAGACUACAAGUGACCUUGCUAAGGUUGUUUGUCAGUGUGUCCUAGGAAUGGAUCUUGGUGCCCUAGGUGCUUGUCUUGCAGCAGUGGUUUGUUCGUCUGAGCAGCCUCCUCUACGUCCCCUUGGAAGCACCGCUGGGGACGGUGCCUCCCGUAUUUUAGUAUCUGUCCUUGAGAGGGCCACUGAACUUCUUACCGAUCCCCAUGGUGCUGGGAGCUAUGUAGGUAAUCGUUCGUUUUGGCAGGCCUCAUUUGAUGAAUUUUUUGGCCUUCUCACAAUGUAUUGCAUGAAUAAAUAUCAGAGUAUCAUGCAAUCAUUGCUUGUACAAGGGAUGGAAAAUGUGUCUGUAAUUGGAUCAGAUGCUGCUAAAGCAAUCAGUAGGGAAAUGCCUGUUGAACUCUUGCGAGCAAGUCUUCCUCACACCAAUGAUCACCAGAGGAAAUUACUACUAGAUUUUGGUCAGCGCUCUGUGCCUGUGGUUGGAUUUAACAGUUAUACUGGGAGCAGUAGUGGUCAUGUGAACUCAGAGACUGUGCUAAGUUGAUAGAUGAUUGGAGAGAAGUCCUCCUAAUUAUAAUGGUUUGUGUUGAAGGUUUCAUCAACUGUACAACUUUGUAUCUGUACUUGAGUAUAUCUGGAGCAAACUGAAGUGGAAGUGCAAGUUGCUUCUAUGGUAGAGGUUUCUGCCCCUUUUGUAUAUUUAUCAUAGUGCCAUAACGAUGUGGUAGCAUUAUGAUAUAUUUGCAAUCAGGCUCUCCAUGUAUUAUGAUAUAUUCAGCAUUAUCUGUUCCCUCAUGUCUUUUCUUUUACUCAUGACAGGGGAGCUUAUUCUAUUACUGUGUCUGGUAUAAACUUUUAGUGGUUAGCCUGUACAGGUUUAGGCACAUAUUUGAUUCCCAUGUUUCCUUUCUGUUAUAUAUACAAGUUGUGGGGUUGCUUGUAUUCAAAUUUACUCCUGAUAGGUCACCGUUCUAGUGGAAGUGGCAUUGGGUGGGUGGUGCCAUAAACUUUACCGGGAAACAUGUUGACAAGUUGGAGGUACUGAAAUACAUAGGAACAAAUGUUGAAUAAAUUAUGUUGACGCGUAUUUUUAUCUCAUCAUUUCAAAAUUUGUUAAUAGGUAGAUGUGUUUUCUUA
Glycine soja is the source of this 3693-nucleotide messenger RNA. Its product is annotated as protein PAT1 homolog. Gene Ontology annotation, cellular component: P-body. Gene Ontology annotation, biological process: deadenylation-dependent decapping of nuclear-transcribed mRNA; P-body assembly. The transcript is spliced from 6 exons. Lineage: Eukaryota; Viridiplantae; Streptophyta; Magnoliopsida; Fabales; Fabaceae. The coding region runs from base 620 to 3100 and encodes 826 amino acids. Gene Ontology annotation, molecular function: RNA binding. The record is from RefSeq and is a predicted model, not a curated record.